AAACUCUGGAAAGUGAUGCUAUUCCUCUACUAUCUACUUUUCAAACCUCAAAUACAAAGCAUUGAACCUCUUCUAUUAUUUGGACUGAUAAUGCACAAACGAUUUAGAUUUCAAGAAAGUUAUGGUGGUGAUGCACUAUUUGAAAAAGAUGAAUCGGAUCAACAUAUUAAGAAUAUACAAUUUACAAUUCAAACUUCAUCCGAUAUUUUGAAGAACACACCAACCAAUUUCACCUAUCAAAUUAUUCAUUAUAGAGUUGUUGAACAUAUGUUUAUCUCGAUAAUUCAACAUACUCCAAUUUUAAUAUUAGUUUAA
Molecule: messenger RNA, 315 nt
Organism: Heterostelium album PN500
Lineage: Eukaryota; Evosea; Eumycetozoa; Acytosteliales; Acytosteliaceae
Exons: 5
Source: RefSeq, a predicted model, not a curated record